CACUGAUGCAGGUGUUUGCUGAAUGUGCAUAAAGUGCAGUGAAUGAUUCAUCAACACAUUUGUGUAGAGCUCUGCAUGAAAAAGUUAAAUGUGUGAGCCGUGUGUUUGAGUAGGGGGAAGCAGUUACAGUGUGUUCACAUUAGGGGAGAAGUGUAAAGUCAGAGGCUCACUGCCCACUGGUGUCCUGUGCACAGUAGCACACAACAGCACACAACAGCAUAUGGGGAGUGUCCGACAUGCGAGCUGCCUCCUCCAGGCUGUAGCCGAGGAGAGCUCCAGGAAUCAGGAUACAGGCAGUCAGCUGGAAACACCCACGGGACAGAUCAGCUCGGAGGUCCUCACCGGAGCUUCAAACCUCACCUGUACCUGUGGACAUGGAUUAACAGGGGCGGAGACAGUCCGUUUCAAGCCCAGGCCCCUCCCCUUUGUGGUGGCCAGGCAGCAUCAUGGCGGCCCGGCUGCUGACCCGUCUGAAGCGCUCGCUGUUUAGAGAUGGUCAGGGGGCGGGUCUCGAGCAGGAAGCAGGAGGUGGACAGGAGGAGAAGGUGUUUAAUGAGGAUCGCUGGGAGGCGGAGCUGGCAGAGGAGGAGGAGUGUGUGACGGAGCGUCUCGGAGGGACACUGUGCUUUGACAGCGGAGGAGGAGCCGAGGACGGAGCCGAGGGCGGUGAGUCGGGGCUGGACAGUGACUCUGACUUCCUGGGGGAGUCGAUGGAGGAGGGGCUCAGCAGCACAGACACCAGUCCUGCAGGCAUGUCUCCUGUCGGACCCUCUCCCUCCUCCCUGCUGACCCAGCAGCUUCAGGAGAGCUGGAGGAACCUCCGUAGACCCGGAGCAGGAAGUCCCGUCCCGUCUGGGAGACGACUCACGGACAGCUUGUCGUUUGAGGUGACCGACGCCAGCGUGGUGUCGGACGGCUCCUCAAAAUAUGUGCUCUACACCAUCCAUGUGAUCCAGUCCGGCGGCAGCGACAAGUCUCCGGCCAUCAUCACCCGCAGAUACUCUGACUUCCAGCGGCUCCAUGCCACACUGCGCCGUAACCAUGGAGACCAGAUGGAGCGCGUCUGCUUCCCACGAAAGAAGCUGCGUCGGAACUUUGUGGCGGAGACGAUCGCCAAGAGGAGCCGGGCGUUUGAGCAGUACCUGUGUCACCUGUGUUCAGUGGCCACCCUGCGGGGGGCGCUGUGUGUCCGCCACUUCUUCUACCUGGGCGACCUGCAGACAGGACAGCUGCUCAUCAGGGUGGGACGUUACCAGGAAGCCUUGGGUCCGCUACUCAACGCCAAGAGACUGCAACAGAAACUGGGCUGGGCAAGUUACUAUGACAGCCAGGCUCAGGCCACGCCCCCAGCCUCCUCCCAUUGGUUCUUCACUUUGGUGGGGCUGUCGUGCUGUUUCCAAAAGGUGGACCAGCUGGAGGAGGCCCGGUAUCACUGUGACCACGCUCUCCGUGUCCUGACCCCCACUGAGACUCGAACUGACAUGGAGGACAGACCUUGCCCAGUUGAGGAUAAGCCACACCCAUCAAAUCAAAAGCCACUCCCACAAACUGACAUACCACCUCUGCAUAUUGAAAGGCCACACCCCCUCCUUUUACCAUUGUUACAGGCAAUGGUUCGGUUGUCCUGGCAGACAGGAAGAGACAAACGACAGUGGGAGGAGCUUCUGCAACACCUAGAGGAGAAGGGGGCGGGGCUAGAUAAUCAGCCAACCAUUAAAGAGUUUUUGGUCAAGUACAACCUUCAUGAGAACGAGGGGGAGGGCUAGAACCAAUCACUACGCUAAUGUGAAUGUUCUGUCUUUGUGUUUAAGAAGAAAGUUGUGAUGUUGUGAGAAAAAUCAACAUUUCAGGAGCAGAACUCUAAUUUUUUUAAAAAUGAGUGAGUGAAAACUUUAUGAGAAAAUGUAACUGAGAAAAACAGCAUUAUGAGAAAAACAUAGUGUGAGCAAAGUCAAAAUGUAAACAAAUGUGUUUUAAAGAAUAAUUGUAGGAAUAAAAGUGUAACAGUGAAAGUGAUGAUAGAAUAUUUAACAUUUCUAAAUAUUUAGGUUUUAUUCUCAGAUAGGAUUGAUCUUCCCUGACAGUGACAGUAGCCACUGUAUUCCGCUAGUCUGUGCAUCUUUCAUGGGUUCAGUCACCUUGUAACUGUGAAACCAGUUCAACCAGUGGUCACUGUGACGCUUCAAAUCCCAGGGUUUCUGUUUUUAGAGUUGCAGCUUGGACUUUGUGAUAAUCAUGAAAAUGUAAUCCUGAAGCUGGACUCCCAGAUCAUGGUACUUUUAUGGAUCACCCUGCAUCACAAAAUAAAUUAAAGAGUGAUCCUGAAGGAUGAACCAGUUCUGACCAAGGGUAGGACGGUCUCUCUUUGCUGUGAACUUUCAAAGACGUUUCUGAACAUGUUCACGAUUGUUCACUGGCGGUCGCACUUUGUGAUUAAGAUUUCCUUUUGGAUUUGGUGAACAAAGUGGUUUUAUUACGCUUUUUAAACCGUGAACCGUUUUCAGCUGCACUGUGUACAUUAAAGGAUCAGGCUGAUGGUUUUUUGUUCUUAUUUUCCACAAAUCUCUCUUUUCCACAAACAGCUCCAACACGUUCUGUGCAGCGUGAGAAGCUACAGGAGAAGUGUACAGAGACCAACGGCCCUGUCCACAGCGACGCCACGGCUACAGCACAGAGCGAUAAGCUGGACCAGGGUCUGGAUCUUUUUGUGUUGAUGCUUCACAUUCAUGUCCAGCUGUGAUGUGAAGGCAGCUUCGGUCUUUGUAUGGGACUUGUAGAAAAUAACCUAAACAGAAAAUCAUCAGCCUUAUUUCCCAAGUAAAGGCUUUGUGUGUAGUGUGUAAUGUCCAGCCACAACAUGGGUGUUCAGUCAUGUGUGGCGAAUGAGCACCUCUCCUCCUACACAUCAGCUGACCCAUCAUGUCGCUGCACAGACUGAUGAAGCACAGUCAUCAGGUUCAUGCUUUCAAGGUAAAAUCUGCUGCUUUCCCAGCGAUCGGUAUGUGUUUUACGUGGAUCUGGUUGCUAUGGAGACCUGUGCUUUUAGCGCCUCCGCCGACCCGGGGUGGAUGACGGGAUAAGGGACAAAAAUAGAUGCGAGGAUUUACAUCAGCAUUACCUCAUGAAAUAUUGAACAUGUGAUAUUUGAAUUUUUGGAGGAAACGAUCAGAUGCGAACCAGACGGGCUCAAGAUUUUAUUCUUGGUGUAAAAACACGGUUAAUAAAGGAAAGUUAUUAGCACAUGAAUGUCUUAAACCGGUGGCUUUGAAAAUGAUAGACUGUGCAUUAAUCCUGUGUUAUGUCGCACUGUACCAGCUGCUGACUUUACACUUAGUGGCACGUAAGAUGUGAGAAGCUAGUUUUUCAGCUCUGAUGUCCUGGAGGUGAACCCAGCUAAGUAAAACACUCUACAAGGACGAUAUAAUGCACAGGUAGUAGACACAGGUUACAUUCGGCCUCACUAUGAUGCCUUUAUCAGAGCCGCUCUGUCAUUUCCUGCUUCUUUGUCAUUCACGCUCAACACACUAUGAAACGUGUUGGUUUGACACAGAGGUCACCGGGGAGACACACGAGUCCUGGGGAAACUCACCAGGUGUAGCCCUCCAUAUGCUAAUGGAUCUCAGGUGCCGGGGCAGUGGCGCUUCUCAGGUGUGACAGGUCAGGUGGGCUGAGCAGCAUCUCUGCUUCGAUUCCAGCUGGUACCUUAUUGCAUUUCACGUUUCUCCUCCCACAAAAGCAGUCAUUCACUGAGCUGUGAGAAUAUUUAAGCUGUUAAAUAAAUGAAAUCAUCAUUCAUUUAAUUGUCCUGCAGGUUUUGUAGAUGGACAUGUGACCGUGUGAAACCCUGACUGGUCACUUCACAGGUUUCAUACCGUGUUUUGACAAUGCAGUUUGGGAUCCGUUUGAAAGAAGGAGUUUAUUUCAAAAUGAAACAUGAGUUUCUUAAGUAACUCCACUGUCACCACAUUCACCUGUUCGGGUGAAAGAUGUGAUGUCACAGAAUAUUUAACUUUUUAGUAAGGAGGUGGUUUUAUUUGGUGUUUCUGUGUUUGGCUGCGUUUCCACUGAAAACAGAGUUUAAGCUCCAGUUUAACCAGCUCCGACCAGGAUCCUGUUGUUCAGAUGUGGUUUCAAUAAUCCUGACAUUUCUGAUCCAGCUGGGUUGGUUCUCUGAAGCAGAUUAAGAUGGGAUUUAUUCAUCCGGGAUGAAGUUGUGCUUGUGUUUUAAGGAAAUGGAAAACGCCAUCACUGCUCAUUCAUGAUGAGUGCUGAUCAUGUGCCUGCAGGAAUAUGAAGUAGAUGUGCUGGGAACCCUCCCAUCAUGCACUGGGGCAGUAAAUUCUUGGACAUAGGUAUCACGUGUUGUGCUUCCAGACUUGCGUGUGCAUUAGUGUUAAGCCAGGCAUUGGCUGUGAACGUGGUCAGGCUGAGUGAUGUUAGGUGCACGGGGGGCAAGGCCCUCCUCAGUGCCAGAUGCCUCUGGGUAAUACAAGGCUUUCUAAAUUCUCUUAAAAAGGUUUAAAUGCAUCGGCUAUGUUCAGCACAGUGAGCGCUGCACUUCACCCUUUAGGUUUUUGUGUUCAAAUGAUGAUUUUACAUAUUGACAUCGAAUUAAAUGCUGCAUGUUCUGGCCUCACUUGUCUUUUAUUAGUCAGAAAUUUAAAGCUGAAUUUAUGUCAUAUUUGUUUACAGCGGUUCUUUUCCAGAGUGCAACCUUUAAAUUUGUUUUGUUUUAUACUGUGUCAUGUUUAUGGACAUGAUCAUGACACCGUGUAUGUGGCCAUGUUGUUUUCAUGACAUCUGGCAGUGAGCUGUGCUCUGACCACAAAGUCCAGUCAUCAGCACACUAGUCUUGACAGCUCAGUUACUCACGUAUGAAGAACAUCAGUCUGAACAGACCUCAGACUGGUUUUCUUCUUAUUCCCACGUUAUGUCCCGAGUCCUGGUGGAAAAGCAGCCGACCUGUCCUGUGUGGAACAUUUCAAAGUGCGGAUUUCACUGUAAUAACCUAGAGCUACAUGCAGGUAUAUUUUAUGGAAUAAAUUUGAUACAAAUUCUA
This is a messenger RNA of Monopterus albus (swamp eel), 5059 nucleotides long. RefSeq names its product sorting nexin family member 21 (gene snx21). The coding region runs from base 447 to 1766 and encodes 439 amino acids. The transcript is spliced from 6 exons. Gene Ontology annotation, cellular component: early endosome membrane. Gene Ontology annotation, molecular function: phosphatidylinositol phosphate binding. Gene Ontology annotation, biological process: protein transport. Lineage: Eukaryota; Metazoa; Chordata; Actinopteri; Synbranchiformes; Synbranchidae. The record is from RefSeq and is a predicted model, not a curated record.